Messenger RNA from Neopelma chrysocephalum (saffron-crested tyrant-manakin), 7297 nucleotides. RefSeq names its product zinc finger CCHC-type containing 24 (gene ZCCHC24). NCBI's taxonomy places the organism in Eukaryota, Metazoa, Chordata, Aves, Passeriformes, Pipridae. The transcript has 4 exons. Bases 163 to 882 code for a protein of 239 amino acids. Gene Ontology annotation, molecular function: zinc ion binding; nucleic acid binding. The record is from RefSeq and is a predicted model, not a curated record.
CGCGGGGCGCGGCUGCGAGCCCCCGGCCCGGCCCGUCCUGUCCUCUCCUCGGGCGGCCGAGAGGAAGCGCCCCGGGCAGGGACGGGAGAGCGGCGCUGCCGGAGCGGGGGGAGGGAGAGCGGCACCGCGGGGCCAGCCGCGCCGGCAGAGCCGGGGGGAAAGAUGAGCUUGUUGUCAACCAUCGACACCAGCGCCGCGUCCGUGUACCAGCCCGCCCAGCUUCUCAACUGGGUCUAUCUCUCGCUACAAGAUACGCACCAGGCCAGCGCCUUCGAUGCCUUCAGACCCGAGCCCUCCUCCUCCCAGCACCCCGACCUCGGCUACACCAAGAGCACCCCGGAGCUGGGCUCCUCGCUCAGCUCCAGCUAUCUCAACAGCUUCUUCCAGCUCCAGCGGAGCGAGGCUCUGAGCAGCAGUCUGUACAAGAGUGCAUCGCCUUAUGGCUCACUUAAUAACAUUGUGGAUGGGUUAAGCUCCCUCACUGAGCACUUCUCUGACCUAUCCCUUUCUUCAGAAGCCAGAAAACCCAGCAAGAGGCCACCUCCUAACUACCUGUGCCACCUCUGCUUUAACAAGGGACACUACAUCAAAGACUGCCCACAGGCUCGUCCAAAAGGAGAAGGCCUGACACCAUACCAGGGCAAGAAACGCUGCUUUGGUGAAUAUAAGUGCCCCAAAUGCAAGAGAAAAUGGAUGAGUGGAAACUCCUGGGCUAACAUGGGACAAGAAUGUAUCAAGUGCCACAUUAACGUUUAUCCUCACAAACAGAGACCCCUGGAAAAGCCGGACGGGCUGGAUGUUUCAGAUCAGAGCAAAGAGCAUCCUCAGCAUCUGUGUGAGAAGUGCAAAGUUUUGGGCUACUACUGCCGCCGUGUGCAAUAAACCUUCCAAGUGGCCUCUUCCCAUUCCCAUCAUCCUUAAAGAUUCUCUGGCAGCAUGCGAUCCACAGCAACACAACAAAUCAAGAUAAAAGCUAAAAUAAUUGCCAAUAUUGCCUAUCUAAUAAUAUGCCUUACUAUUAAUAGAAUGUAACAUUUCUCCUGUGCAUGUGCACACGUGCAACAGGUAUUUACGGGACUAUGAUCUGUAUACAUAUAUAUGUAAAUGUAUAUAUAUAUGUACACACACAUAUAUAAAGUGUUAUUGAUGGUGUUCACAACAGAACUACGGUUACAGGUUCUGCUGAUUGUUUACACAGACCCUCUAUUACAGCCAGGUGAAAUGAAGUACUAUUCAAAAGGCAAGGUAUAAUAUUCACAAGGAAUAUAUGUUUUACGUAUGGCUUUUGCAGAGGUUCAAUAACUGUGGGGCCACUAAUUCCAAGCACUCACCCACAAUGUCAACAUUGUUCUUAUUAUAUGACAAGACAAAGGAAGAUGAAACAAGCCACAGCAUAAAAGGAGAAUUAUUGUUUCCCCAGUUUUAGAAAGUCUUAGAAUUUUGUGCUGCUGUUUUCUUGGACUUUUUCUUGUUGUUACCAUCUCUUGGGCAAGGCUUAGGCAAAAUCAUUUUUGCAGAACAUGGCAAAAAAAGUGAAUAAUUGUUUGAGGGUGUGAGUUUGGUAGAAAGGGAAUACCAUAAUGGGACCCAGAGCAUUGGGAAGGAUUCCAAGAGGUUUUUGGAGGAGAAGAAAUUGGCUUGCUUGUGCAACAGAUCCUUCUCUUGUCAUAUAAUCCCACUGAAAUGGUCCCUGUGUGUGCAUGGCUUGUUCAUUAGGCCACAAACACACUAAAUUUUCUAUGAACAAGGGGAUAAGAAUACUUAAAACUGUCUCUAAAACCCUUAAUUGAAAGAUUAGCCAAGCUUACUAUUUAUAGUAGUUUUAAAGCCACUUUCUGGAAAUAUUUUUGUCCUGUUUACUGCCAUAGAAAUUUGUUAUAAUAUGAAACUUGUUAGCCAUAGGGGUGUUUUGAGGCAUGGAAAAACUAUAUAACCCUCCCUCUUUCUGUCUUCCUGAAGCACCUACACGGCUGAGGAGAAAUGUAGGAGUUAUAUUUUGUUGUCCCAUUUCGGGUAGAACCUUGUGCAGGGGCAUCCUGCUGCAAAGAAGCAUUUCAUCAGGGAUUGGCAAAUAUGAACUGAAAGUACCUUGAAACAGUAUCCUCUUUGUAUGUCUACAUAAGAGUACAUUGGCAGAAGGACACAACAAGCAAUUCACUUGUAGCAUUCACUAAAAAAUUACAGGGAUAACGUUUGUUUGAGAUUGGGGGUUCUUUUACAUCAACAAUUUCUAUUUUUAUGAAGUUUCCUUUAGAGAGAUUGAUUUGUGUGAAUGAUACUUAGAGAAAAUACUUUAAAUCCUAAAUAACUUGAUGUGAACUGAAUUUGUUCUGAGGACUAAUUCCAUAAUGCAAAGACAGAGGGGAGUUUAUGCCAAGUGAUAGCAGGAUGUUACCUGUAUGUCCAGUCAAGCUCUUAUAAAGCAAGUUGAAAACUUACUGCAAGCAUUCAUAUAGGAAAUGGGAAGCUCUUUACAAAUUUGCUCUAGGGUGAAACUGGUCAUUUCCCUGCUUUGCUAUAAGCAGGGCAGAAUUGCAUCUGCUUAUUGUGGUGGGAGUGGCACAUACAUAUCUCGCAAAUUCAUAAUUAAUGGGUAGGCCAGGCAACACAGCAAUGGAGCAUAAUAUGGAGCAAUGGAUAAGCAUUCUGACCCCCAGCUUCUGACCACAGCUCUUCCAUUAGCUCCCUGAUUUUGGGCAAGACACAAGAUCAUUCUGGACCUCAGUUUCCCCAGCUGCAAAAUGGGGAUAAUAAUACUUUAGUAUACCUACCUCACAGGAGAGUUGUGAGGUUUACUUAAUAUCUCUAAGUAUUUUGGCAUCACUGGAUGAAAAGUGCUAUGUAAUGCUAAAAUAGUAUUAACUAAAUUAAUUACUUGGAAACUACUUUUGCCCAGUUGGCAAUUCCAUCAACUAAAAUAGCUGCAAAUUAUUUUAUUGAAAGUAACACUAAUAAACAGUUUAGUUGCCUCAGUGAAGACAUGCAGUUUUAGCAUUUUCAAAUGCAAACGCAUUCUUUUGCACAGAUUCACAAAUUACCUUAGAGACAAAUUCUCUCAACAAAGAUACUAAUCUGUCUAUACAAAUAAGAAUAAGAAAAUACACAAGCAAAUCUAGGGGUGGAUUUUGUAAGCUUGACCUCUAGGAUUAAUCUCAAUAGUUUGUUUCAAGCAUGAGUAAUUUUGAAAGAGCAGCAUUCUAAACCAGAUCUAUUUUUUCCUCUUGAGCACUUAAUAGUACAUGAACAAAAAAAAAAAAAAAAAAAUCUUGAUUCACAUCCAGCUAAAGGAUGUGCAGAGAAACCCACUUAGAUGAAGGGAAAAUGUUAUUUUUUUUUCUCCUUGAAACUAAGAUGUUGCUAUCAAAUGUUUUGUUCUGUAUUGAAAUAGUUUCCAUGUUAUGAUAACCACUAGAUCAGUAAAAUAGCACAACCCUUGAUAUAGCUGUAUCAAUGUAUUGCACACCACCAGGUUUGACAAAAAGCUGACUAAAGAUACCAUUAUGAGCAAGUGCUGGUAUUUUCAUGACAGUGCCCUGUUAAAAAUUUUUUAUCCACAUUCAACACUGUAAGGCAAUGCCUUAAGCUUAUGGAUUUUUAGAUUCUACUAAAAAUACACGUGAUCUACUUUAACACAAUUAAUGUCUAUAGGUGUAGCAUAAUAACUCUUAAGAGCAUACUUACGAGAGUUCAGUAUUUAUAUCACUGAUAUGUUCUUAGUCAGAAGACAUAUAAAGUAUUUAAGUAAUACUUAGCAUAUUUGCAAUAAAGAGGAGAACAGAUUUUCCCCCGCACUAACAUGGGGGAAAAGUAAAUAAGGAACACAGUGUGAGGAAGAGCAAAAGCAACACUGCCGUAGUUUGUACUGCCUAAGUCGGAGAUCGCGGAUCCCUCCCAGAGCGGGAUGCAGAUGUGAUCAGGCCUUGGGCACCUCCCUGCACAGGGCUGAAACCUCUCUCCCUAACAAGCUGGUGCCUGGGAAAGGCAGGAGCACCAAGCUCAUGCGAGGGGAGCAUUCCUCUGUCCCUCCCUGCAUGAGGUUUGCUCAUAGGUUUGCAGCACUGGGCCUGGGGCGUUUGCUCCACACUCAAGUCUGUGUAGUUUGUGAGUUGCUGGAAAAAUACAUCUGCAUAAGUCAUGUAUAACAGCUUAUGACCUAUUGGCUUUUAGCUAAUGGCACAGAAGGGACAUUUCUGAAUUUCAAAGGGAAAAUAUAUUUGAUUACAAAAUGUAGAUCUCUUCUAUUCCCUCCCUCCCCUCAAAGGUAAUUCACCUAUAGAUGUAACUAACUUUCCAAAAUUUAAAAAUUCAGAUUUUUGACAGGAAAAAAAAAGGAGUUGAUUUUUCUUAAGUUUUUGUGAAUGCUUCCUGAUGUUCUCUUUAACUAGCUCUACAUUUAGAACAUCAGCUAGCAAUCCUUGAAGGCAUUUGUAGACAGUCUUAGCAGAGGUGAAGCAAGCAUCAACAGAGUUUUAAACCAAAACAGGCCUCCCUAAAUUGCAUAUUCUUUAGGGAUGUACCUGAGAGCAAUCUGGCUCUAUGCAUUUAUUUGGCAAACUGGAUUUUUAACCUCAGAUGCUUGCUGUUGACAGCCUACCAAUCCAUCCAGCACACACUUUCUUUUUUUCGAUUUCACCCCUUUUUAGAGAUUUUUUCAACUUUCAUUUAUUUCUUUACAAAAAAAAAGAAAAAAGAGACAAAGAAACAAAAUGACAAUUUGUUUCAUGAGUUGGUCAGAACAUUUCACGUUGAAUUGUCCUUGGCAUUGGCACUGCUCUGGAGAAAAGUACCAGUAAUUUGAAAUGUGUGUUGUAGGUUAGCUGCUUUAACUUGAUGAGGCUCCAAUGAAGUUGUUACAAAUACUUCAUUUAAUGGUCAUGAAGUAAAAUCCCUGUAGUUCAAAGGAUGGGCCCAUUUUAGCCAGUUUCUACUGCUGCUACCACAAACAUAAAAUGAUGCCACACAAGCAAAGUUUGAGGCCUUUUUGUCUCAAAGUUGCUUUUUGAUUUCAGAUAAAUACACAAGAGUAUAUAUUAUUUCUGAAAAUAGGUGUAUUUUGAAGUUCCCCAUUAUAUGGGACUUAGUUUUUAAACUAAAAAUGUGAAGUUACGUGUGUCUGAGAGAAGCCUUAUACCUAGAAGUAUUAUCUACGUUUUACCUUUUUGUAUAACGUGAAAUUUAGAUUAUACAUGGGUUACAUACUGUGACACUCUAGUUUGUUUUUUUUUAAAAAAAAAAACUACUUAAAAGAUCAAAAGUUAACAGCUUCUGGAAAUGUCAGACUUCCUAGAUUAGUGCUCUUUGUCCUGAAGUCAUGCAGAAGAUUUUUUUUUUCCUAGUUUGGAUCCUGAGAGUUGUCUACUGAACAGUAUGAAAUAAAUCAUCCACACGUGUUUUUCAAGUUAAGUAGAUUGACAUAUAUUUUCCACUUGCCUUUGCCAACAUAUUUUAAAAUGAGAUGGAACUAUCCCCAUACAAAAAUCAUUCUUUCAGAUAUCACUCCACUCCCAACCAGGCUUCAACCCGUAUCUCUUUCCUAUCUGCAAAACCAGUGCUGUCCAUUCAGUUUGUCAUAUCACUCAAGUGCUCAGAGGGCUGUUUGAGAUCUUAGAUAUAGGGAUGAUGGAUUGUGUUUCUAGGAUGAAUUUCAAAGGGACAAUCGUGUGCAGUUACUAGCUAUAGAUGAUUGAUAUAAAUGUUUACCCCUGUAUGAAGUAUUUUACAGUUUUACUUGCAGAUGUGUAUUUAUCUUGAGUUAUACUUGACAUAGAGUUUCUUUCAAUUUUUUUUUUAAUCCUAUGUGUGUAUUUUGGAAACCUUUUUAGAUGUUAAAAUUUUUGAAUGGUUACAAAUAUUUCUUAUAAUACUGAAUUGUUAUCUUAUCUGGAAACUCUUUGCAGUAACUUUUUUGUAUAUAUUUGAGGGCCUUUUUUAAAAAGUAUUGUUUGUUUUUUGGGCAAAGUUUUUAAAAUUUGGAAGCUUUCAGAAGGGCCUUUCUCUCAACUAGGAUACUAACAGAGGUAAGAGUUUUCUUAAAUAUUUUGCAGUAUUUUGCAGAACUAAGGAUGUAUCCUCAAGAAAAUAUUUAUGGAAAUAAUUUACUUUUUUUUUUUACAAUGCUUUUGUCUGUAUAAAGUAUGCAACAGAACUACAUUAAGAAGGAAAUAUUGUCUACAUAAAAUAUUAUAUGAAAGUUGGUACAUAAUUCUGACAAAAAAACCUUGCAAUUCUUUAAGCCAUAUUGUUUUUGUUAUCCUUGGAUGAAAAUAUCAGUAUUAAGUAACCAGUAUAUUAUUCAAGUGCUUAGACUUAUAUGAAAAUGCUUAUACAGUUUAUUUAUGUGUAUUUGGGGAAGGAUUGCUAGAAGAGCUAUCACUAGACAUGUAGCAAGUGAGGAGCAAAUAACAGUAAACUGUCACUUUAUGGCCUUGUGAGAGACACAAAAAACACUGAAAGCACCGCAGAGACGCAGCUUUCAGAAACUCCGAAGCACAAGUGUUGGGUUUCAAAUGGUGGUUCUUUCCUUUCCCAUAACCAGAGGGGAAGAAAGUUGUUUGGGACACUGUUUAACUUGACUUUCACAACUCUUUGCAAACUGUGAGCUCAGCUAUGCAGUAUCGGCUACAGCAAUAAUAUCAAUCAAAGGGUGUAAGAAGAAAAAGAUUGAAGUAGAUUAUUGUAGGGGUUUAUGUUUAUUUUAAUUAGAACUCAUAGCAAUAUAGAAUAUGCAUGUGCACGUAUUCGAAGCAUUUUACACUUUACAUUUCAUGUAGUUUGAUUAUAUUAUGAAGGAUUGAGUUUUUAGUUUGAUAUUUUACCAUGCUAAAAUGGGAGGUCUGCCCAACCCUGUACUGGAUUCUUGUUUUCUUUAAAAGGUUAUUUAGUACAGCACUCACUGCAUUGUCUAAUAGUCCUAAAACUAACACUAUCUUAUGAAUUUCUUCAGCUUUAAAAAAAUUAACCUAAUGAUUAUUACAUUUGUUUAGCUGUACCCACUGACCUUGUCAGAUUCAGUUGGCAAUUUAUGUAAUUUCUUUUUCUGUAACUGUUAAUAAACUUGUACAGCUAAAACAAACAAACAAAACCAAUGGACAAAGGCCUCAGAGGUACCAGUUCUGCUUCAGCAAUCAAGAUGACAGCUUGCUCAUCUGGUGACUGUGUUGCUAAAGAGACUGUAAAACCUCUGUUGUGGAUUGUCCAUAAAAUGGCAUUCCGACAUGUGCCUUAUUUGCUGGAUAGUAUACAGCUUUCUUCUAGUAUUCUAGCAGUUUAAUGCUGUAUUAAAGUACUGCAAAAAAAA